AUGCCUCGACUACGAACAUCACGAUCGACCCCACCGCCCGAAGGAUUCGACGAGAUCGAAACCAUCCUCGAAGAAUACGACCGCAAGAUGCGCGAUGCGGAAACAGAAGACACCGAGGGCAAACGUAAAGUUGAAACACUAUGGCCCAUCAUCCAGAUCAACCAUACCCGCUCACGCUACAUCUACGACCUCUACUACAAACGCGAAGCCAUCUCACGAGAGCUGUACGACUGGCUGCUCAAGUACCAGUACGCAGAUGCAAACUUGAUAGCCAAAUGGAAGCGCACAGGCUACGAAAAGUUGUGUUGCGUCCGUUGCAUCCAGUCAAGAGACAUGAACUACCAAGGCUCGACAUGCAUCUGUCGUGUUCCGCGUGCCCAACUUCGUCCCGGGACCGUGGUGGAAUGUGUACAUUGCGGUUGCCGUGGCUGCAGCUCAUCAGAUUGA
Molecule: messenger RNA, 447 nt
Organism: Sporisorium graminicola
Lineage: Eukaryota; Fungi; Basidiomycota; Ustilaginomycetes; Ustilaginales; Ustilaginaceae
Exons: 3
Coding region: 1-447 (148 amino acids)
Biological process (GO): mRNA splicing, via spliceosome
Cellular component (GO): spliceosomal complex; nucleus
Source: RefSeq, a predicted model, not a curated record